Molecule: messenger RNA, 3174 nt
Organism: Dinoponera quadriceps
Lineage: Eukaryota; Metazoa; Arthropoda; Insecta; Hymenoptera; Formicidae
Gene: pths
Product: probable ATP-dependent RNA helicase DDX47
Exons: 8
Coding region: 602-1963 (453 amino acids)
Molecular function (GO): ATP binding; RNA helicase activity; nucleic acid binding
Source: RefSeq, a predicted model, not a curated record
UCAACUUAUUGCACUAGUUCAGCGGUGCAGCGAAAAAGAACAGACCUUCAGAUUGAGAUUGGAUUGAAAUUUAACCAAUCAGAGCAAAAUUCACUAAAUUCAAGUAUCUUAGCCGCAUUUUAAGUCAAUCUCAUUUCUAAUCUGAUAUAGGGCGCGUUCGAGGAGACGCUAUUUAGCACAUCAUUCUAUCUUUAUUACUCUUUACAUGUACAAUAAGGAUAGAAUGAUGUGCUAAAUAGCGUCUCCACGAACGCACCCACCCACAGACUUUGAUACUACCGGCAGCAUCAAGUAGAUUCUGGCUUUCACGUACGAAACUAAUCGUACGAACCCAAAAAUCGGGUCCCUGUGUGUAUGCGCUACCCAACUAUGAACCGUAUAUACAAUGAACCUUGAUCUAGCUACUGGCAUUGGAGACGAGUCUUUGGAUUGUCCGCAGACAUAAUUAACAAUUUUUUUGCGAGUGGUAUUAGGGUGUUACAAGGCUGCCUGAAUUGAAAGAAAGAAGGAAAAAGUUUCUAUUAUUCUUUGGUAGCAAUCUCGAUUUCUAAAUAUUUAACUAUAAUUUAACGUAUAUAUAAUAAAAAACGUAUCUAUAAACAUGGAAUCCAAACAAAUUGAGAAUACCGGUGAUGGAAAAAACGAGAAAGUUACUUGGAAGGAUUUAGGGAUUGUAGACACACUUUGCAAAGCAUGUCAUGAUUUAAAGUGGGAAGAACCCACCAGGAUUCAGCAGGAAGCUAUUCCUUUGACACUUGAAGGCAAGGAUGUAAUAGGAUUAGCAGAGACUGGAUCAGGAAAAACUGCUGCUUUUGCGUUACCCAUGUUACAGGCAUUAUUAGAAAAUCCUCAGAGAUAUUUUGGACUUAUACUAACACCUACGAGAGAAUUGGCAUUUCAAAUUUCAGAACAAUUUGAAGCAUUAGGUUCCAGUAUUGGUGUGAAAUGCGCAGUAUUGGUAGGUGGAAUGGAUAUGAGUGCACAAGCACUAUUACUUAGUAAGAAACCUCACAUCAUUAUUGCCACACCUGGAAGAUUGGUCGACCACUUAGAGAAUACAAAAGGCUUUAGUUUAAGAAACUUAAAAUUUCUGGUCAUGGAUGAAGCGGAUCGUAUAUUAAAUAUGGAUUUCGAGGUAGAAGUUGAUAAAAUUCUUAGAGUGAUACCACGAGAAAGGAGAACGUUACUAUUUUCCGCAACUAUGACUAAGAAAGUACAAAAACUGCAACGUGCAUCUUUACGAAAUCCUGUAAAAGUCGAAGUAUCUACUAAAUAUCAAACUGUAGAAAAACUACAACAAUACUAUAUAUUUAUCCCAGUGAAAUUCAAGGAUGUAUAUCUGGUGCAUAUCUUGAAUGAGCUGGCUGGCAAUAGUUUCAUGAUAUUCUGCGCAACCUGCAAUAAUACUGUGAGGACUGCUCUGUUAUUACGACAUCUGGGCUUCACGGCGGUUCCGUUGCAUGGACAAAUGUCUCAAAACAAAAGGAUCGCCGCACUUACAAAAUUCAAAGCGAAAAGUAGAUCUAUAUUAAUUUCAACGGACGUUGCUAGCAGAGGUCUCGACAUUCCGCAUGUAGAUAUUGUUAUCAAUUUUGAUAUACCCACACAUAGUAAGGAUUACAUACACAGAGUAGGCCGAACUGCGCGUGCAGGUCGAUCAGGUCGUUCUAUAACAUUUGUCACACAAUAUGACGUGGAGUUGUAUCAACGUAUAGAACAGCUGAUAUCGAAGCAACUGCCAUUGUGGCAUACGGAAGAGGAGGAAGUGAUGCUGCUGCAGGAAAGAGUGACCGAAGCACAGCGAAUAGUAAAAAUGGAGGUGAAGGACAUUGAGGACAGCAAAAGGUCGAAUAAACGGAAAAGGCGCGACAACGAAGAUGACACGGAACAAUCAAUCGGAGUGAGAAAACGAAUCAAAGGAAAUGGGAAGAAAAAGAAUGUCGCACGCGUGAUGCGCCGCUAACAAGAUGACCGUUAAUUUCAUUUUGAAUAAAAUGACUUAUCUCUCUCUUUCCACAACUUUUGCUGCUUCUUUAGGAGGUCCUUUUUUCUUCAAUUUAUAGAAGACUCGUCUCCCACUACGUUGUCGCAAUAACGUAAAAAUGUGUGCAAGAAAGAAAAAGGUUGAUAUCCAUUGUCACGAGCUGUCCGACGUAUUUAUCGUAUUGAGCGGUAGAAUCUCAUCGGGCCUCACCGGUAAAGCUAGCUGGACAAGAAAAGUUUGCUUUAGUAUAUAUCGAGUAAUAACUUACCGUCUAUAUUGUAUGUACGAUAUCUUGACAAGUUCGCUGCCGCGCUUCGAUUCUAAAACCACCAACGUAUUCAUUCUUUUUCUAGUAUAGAAUAGACUUUAUGUGAGCGCACAGAGAGAAAAAUUUCCGUUGUCACAUGUUAUAUGACGUAGUGUCAAUUGUUGCAUAUUCCACAAUUUAGAAAGUUAGAAUUUCCCGCUGUGUAUGACAGUGUUGAGACAUCUUGUAUACAAAAUAAUGAGCAUUUAAAACGAGGGAAAUUCAAAUGGGGCGGGCGGAUGGACCAAUCUUGAAAUCUCAAUAAAGAGAAUUCGACAAACUCGGCUCGAUUUCUUCUCUAUUGUUUGCUGCGUUUCCGUAAAUCAGCUAAGCCUCUUUGUCAGCCCUCUCUCGUGGAUCGAACACGAUACGAACGGAUUAGCGGGUGGAUUGUGGGAAUGUAAAUUUGUAGAAGAUGCUUCUCCGUGAAGCUCGGAAUACAAGUAAGGUUUCACAAUGAGGCAAACGUUGUUAUAUUAGAGAAAUCGGUACUGUAUUUCAACGACUUCGAGUCUUUGCACAGAGCAGCAAUAUGGUAUUUAAAUAUCACUCAAAUAAUCACAAUAAAAUAUAUUAUUAAGUAAAAUCACAAUUUGUAUUAUUUGCGGGAAACGCGUUAAUAAGGGAAAAUUUAAUUGAAGCCAGUUUAUCGAAGCAAAGUUUGUUAUUGUACAGUAAACAGAGAUUUUGUUUCAUUUGCAGGCUUCUAUUUGAACUUUAUCACGAAACGGAAUCCCGUUCACAAGAAGAAAUGUAGAGAUGAAGGAAAGCGUCCCUCUAGCAGGAAAAUGUUACGACGAGCGUUACCUACAGCUUUUAUACGCUACUGUAAAAUCGCUAAGUUCGAUCGAUUAGUUUUCAUAAAACUUCUAUAGAAAAUCAA